This is a messenger RNA of Babesia bigemina, 3141 nucleotides long. Its product is annotated as Nucleoporin2, putative. Gene Ontology annotation, biological process: protein import into nucleus; post-transcriptional tethering of RNA polymerase II gene DNA at nuclear periphery; RNA export from nucleus. The transcript has a single exon. The coding region runs from base 1 to 3141 and encodes 1046 amino acids. Gene Ontology annotation, molecular function: structural constituent of nuclear pore. Gene Ontology annotation, cellular component: nuclear pore; nuclear pore cytoplasmic filaments. Lineage: Eukaryota; Apicomplexa; Aconoidasida; Piroplasmida; Babesiidae. The record is from RefSeq and is a predicted model, not a curated record.
AUGUUCGGAAGCACCAACACGGGCACUACUUACUGGAGCGGCUCCACACAGCCGAACACCAACCUGCCGGGCGCCUUCAACGCUCUGGGCGCCAAUGCGCAGAGCAACCCGCAGAUGGGCUCUACCUUCACCGGCUUCGGUAGCACUACUAACACCGGCAGCACGGGUUUCAUGGGACAGAGCACGACGCCCAGCUUUGGAAUAUCGCAAAACACUUCACUGUUCGGACAGCCUGCACAGCAACCGACCACCACGGGUUUUGGAACCAUGGGUACUACCGGGGGUCUGUUCGACCAAAACAAGCAGGGGUUCAUGGGCAACUCUGGCGGCUUAUUUGGGCAACCCCCCCAAACUGGUAGUCUUUUCGGGUCCGGGUUGAAUACCACCACCAGCUCCACUUUCGGAAGCACCAUGAACACUGGCACGUCGCUCUUCGGGAACAAUACGACAACUGGAGGGUUGUGGUCUGGCUCUACGAGUUCGACAUUCGGGUCGCAAAUUCAGGGCACUGAGGUGGCAACCCUGAAGCACUUCGAUGGCGCCAGCAUCACGCAUAUCGCCUACGACAAACCGGACACAUGCCAAGAAGAGUACAGAUGGGAGUACUACAAGAAGGUUAACCCGCAGUUCGGCCUGCCUAUAGCGCAGCAGGGGGCCACCUCCACGGGUGGGUUGUUCGGCAGCACUCAGCCUACUACUACCCCCACUGGCGGGUUAUUCGGUUCAACGCAACCGCCCACCACGGGCAGUCUUUUCGGCAACACUCAGCCUACAACUACCACUGGAGGAUUGUUCGGUUCAACUCAACCGUCGACCACCAGUACCGGCGGUUUGUUUGGGAGCACGCAACCCACGACAUCCGGCGGGCUAUUCGGGUCAACCACCACGCCUACCACCGGUGGUGGACUCUUCGGCAGCACACAGCCAACGACCACAACAACUGGCGGUUUGUUUGGCAACACGCAGCCCACAACAACUACGGGAGGACUUUUUGGUAGCACUCAACCGACGACCACCACAGGAGGGUUAUUCGGCUCAACGCAACCGUCAACCACCGGGACAGGUGGCCUUUUCGGCAAUACGCAACCCACCACUGGCUUGUUCGGAAGUACGCAACCAACUACGGGAGGCACCACUGGCUUAUUAGGAAGCACGCAGCCGUCAACCUCCACCAGUUCGCCGUGGGCAAAUCGAACCACUCACGGCAGCACAGGUCUGUUCGGUAACACGACACCUGCUCCAACUACCACCACGUCGACUGGGCUGUUCGGUAACACCACCGGCACGUCUACUUCUACCGGCCUGUUUGGAUCGUCCACCACCUCUGCAUUCGGAGGGGCCAACAAGGGCCUCUUCGGAAAUACCACAACCCCGACUACAACCGGAACCACGGGCACGGGGCUGUUCGGUUCCACCAAUGUAUUCGCCCCUUCUGCAACGCAAUCAACAGGUACAACUGGCACAACAGGCCUUUUCGGGUCAACCACCACUCCUACCACCGGUGGCAGCCUCUUCGGCAACACACAGCCCACGACCACCACCAGUGUACCCAACGUCUUCGCCAGCUCCACCACCACGACAAACACCAUGCCGGCGCCCUCCACCACCAUAUUCGGAGCCACCCCAACGACCGGCACAACCGGGCUCUUCGGGUCAACCACCAACCAAACAGGUAACACCGCACCGCUCUUCACGUUUGGGUCGGCUGGAUCGCAGCCCUUCGGGUCAACCACGGCUGCACAGCAGAUGCAACCGAGUGACACCAUGAGGCUGGGGUCAAUAAACUUCAAAUGGGGCGUGAACACUCCCUCGCCCGGGCUGAGAAGCUUCUGGACCAACGAAGCCGACCUGCCGCCGGAGGCGAAGGAGUACCUCGCCAAGCUGGCAAACACCACGAACAAUGCGGCGCAGGGAUCUAAUGCCGCCGGGGGGCGAAAUCAGUCCAAUUCGAAUCCAGAUGCGCAAUCGUCGACAGCCAUACCCGACCUGGACGAUUCCUACGACCGCUUCGGCCUGCGCCAGGUGCUGAAGGACCUCGGCGUGCAGAUCCCGCGUUACAGCGUGCACCAGGAUGAAGAGGACGAAAUUAUAAAAUACCAGCGCACCGCACUGGAAACGCGAAGAAUGUCGCAGAUGUCUGGGGAGGAGAGGGCGGAGAGUGACAUGUCCAGGACGUUCAUCAAGGCGUCCAAGGUGCAACUAGCAAGCAAGUUGCCGUCUAAGAACGGCUCCCAAGAAGGCGGCGGCGAAAUUUUCCUGUCACUCCACAACGGUGGCACCAAGGCGCUGGACGCGUUGCGCUACCAGGCGCGGGGUGGCCAUCUCCGUAAGCUGCCGAUACCGGUCGUUGAGAACAGGGAUGAGCUCCCGUACCUGCCAAGCAAUCGCUCUUCUGUGGUAUUCGACAAGUCGAGCAAUGCCACCAGCAACCGUGGAGACGUGCUGACGCUCACCGACAGCGACCAGAGCUACAACGAGCGACCCCACCGGACCCUGGACGACGUGUACAAGAUCCGGUCCGACACAAGGGGCAGCGAGAGCAACCCCAGCGAAGACUCUGCCAGGGCGGACGACGCCAGCAGCCUGACUGGAACCGCGCCGAAGGAGCCGGCGGAUGCCUGCCCAAUAUUCAAGCUGGCGGACAACGCACCCGGGCACCCGCCCAUCCUCACCAAGGAAGGAUACACUACCAGACCCACAAUGUCGUCGCUGAGACAGAUGUCCGACAAGCAGCUCGCUAACGUCAUGGACUUCCAAGUCAUCAGGGAGGGGUUCGGCGACAUCCUCUGGCCCGGGUACACCGACGUCCGUCAGCUGAACCUCGACAACAUCGUGGACAUCGCACAUCGCAAGGUGACUAUGUACGGUAACACGUCCCGUGUCCACCCCGUGGGAGAAGGGCUGAACAAGAGCGCCAUCGUCACCCUACAGAACUGCGCGCCGCGCGACUACACGGAAGGCGCCUCCAUCACCAGCACCGUCGAGCAGCUGGAGAAGCUCAAGGACCACACCGCCUCGCUGGGCUGCAAGUUCAUCUCGGCAAACUUCAAGACCGGCCAGUGGGUGUACGAGGCCCCGUACUUCGUGAAGAACACCAACGGGGACGCCUCCGAGCACAAGGGCAUCACCUUCACCAGCUAA